ACUGAUUGAAUUACUAAUCGAUAAUGUACAUGGAACGAUAUAUCGCGUAUAGUUAUAAUAAUAGUUGAUACUCCGAGUUACAUGGUGGUACAAGUGAUGACUACGUUUGUUAAUAAUGGGGCGAUGGAUCCGAAUCGUGAAUCCGGACUGGGGAGUGAUUCUGAUAAUAUGGCAGAGUUAGCAGCAUUGUUGACCGCCGAGAUACCAGAAGGCAGGAGUAGUCUUGCAGAUAGCCACACAAACUUGGAGAGGGUAGCAGAAUACUGUGAAGGGAAUUACUUUCAGUCUGAGAACAAACGGGCUGCUCUUGAAGAGACCAAAAACUACACCACCCAGUCUCUGGCCAGUGUUGCUUACCAGAUCAACACUCUUGCAUACAACUUCUUACAAUUGCUGGACCUUCAGACUGCUCAGCUUGCAGAAAUGGAAAGUCAGAUGAAUCACAUUGCUCAGACAGUGAUGAUCCACAAGGAGAAAGUUGCUCGUCGUGAAAUUGGAGUGUUGACAGCUAACAAGACUACAACUCGACAGUACAAGAUAAUUGCCCCUGCCAAUCCUGAGAAACCAAUUAAAUAUGUACGGAAACCUAUUGAUUACACAGCCUUGGAUGAUAUUGGUCACGGAGUAAGAACAGCAUCAACAGGGGGCACUCCCCGUUCUAAGCAGAGAGGCUCUAGUCAGGGUAGCAUCCAGUCACUUGGUUCAGUAUCGACGACGGGCAUGGGGGCUAUUGUAGGUCCGGCCCCCACGACAAAACCUCCAACUCCUCCACAGGCUGUGCGUACGGGGGGCAGCCUUAGUAAGGGAUCCAGAGAGUACAGGACUCCACCUGCUGUAGCACCACCUCAGGUGCCAAGUCACUAUGCGCCCAACUAUCCACUGGGACACCCUCGUCGUGGAGAGAGGGGUGCCGGUUAUAGCACCCUGCCAAUGCCUCCCUCAGCACACAUACAUUCCCAUACACUGCCUCAUCAUACUCAACAGCAUGUAUCCCAUCCUUCUCCCCCCAUGUCACCCCCUCAGGUAGGCAUGGUGCAUCCGAUACCUCACAAUAUUCAGCAGACUGUGCAAUCAUCGCAUCCACAGACUCCUCCCCCUCCACCGCCACCAAACUCGUACACAUUGGAUCACAACUCCAGCAUGCCACUUGUGAUGAACAGCAGUGGUGGUGACACAGUUGACCACAGCAGCCUGCAUCACCUGCACCACUCCCACACACUGCCACAUCAUCAUUCACCAGGUCAGGCUCUGCACCAUCAGCAUCGUCCUGGCAAUGUUUCUCCUCCACUUCCUCCACCACCUCCCCCUGAGGAUGAGCAUUCAGGGUUUGGCCGUCCACAUGCUGGAAGGAUGAUGCCAAUAGUUCCAGAUGAAGAGGAUUUACCAGGAUGGGUCCCCAAGAACUACAUCGAAAAAGUGGUAGCAAUCUAUGACUACUAUGCAGAUAAAGAAGAUGAACUGAGUUUUCAAGAAAGCUCCGUUAUAUAUGUCCUAAAGAAGAAUGAUGAUGGGUGGUGGGAAGGUGUCAUGGAUGGCAUCACAGGACUGUUCCCAGGGAACUAUGUGGAGCCAUGUGUCUGAGGAUGUGUGCUUCUUGACAUAUGUUACAUGUUCUUGCAGCUUCAUAUUGCAAAUGCAAGGAUUUGAUGUCUGACUGGCAGAAAAAGACAGUUUUCUCAAGGGUACACAAAUUGUUUCUUGCAAAGACCCUCUCCUUCAUCCAAUGCCUGGGAGUAUGCAGAAGUUUGAGGAAAUACAAUAGUUUCUGUGUGUGGCGGAGGAACCAGUAACUUAAUUAGGUUUUGAAGAGUAUGAACAGAAACUGCAGUAUUUCAUUUUUUCACGAGGCCUUGAUUUUGUCCUCUCUUUGUUUUAAAAAUUGCAUGUUUUUAAUACAUGCCAGCUUUUUAUUGGGGCUUCCCACAAAAGACAUAUUAUCCCAAGCAUGAGUAUCCUGAAACAUUGGCAGGAUACAUUAUGUGCAUUGAUUGAUAUGUAAGUGUCUGUGUUGCAGUUUGCUGGACUGUUAAAACAUCUGGUUCAGUUCUGGUAAUUAUUUAUAUUGUAGCAGUUACUUGCUCUGCAACUUGGUUGACAUUUUACUGGCACAGCAAACCUUGCCACCCAAGAACUAACUAACUCCGUGGGGCUGAGCCCUUCUUGAGAAGCCAUGAGUUCUGCAGCUACUGAAGAAUUUCCCAGCAUU
Messenger RNA from Cryptotermes secundus, 2206 nucleotides. RefSeq names its product abl interactor 2 (gene Abi). The coding region runs from base 82 to 1581 and encodes 499 amino acids. The transcript is spliced from 9 exons. The record is from RefSeq and is a predicted model, not a curated record. Gene Ontology annotation, molecular function: SH3 domain binding. Lineage: Eukaryota; Metazoa; Arthropoda; Insecta; Blattodea; Kalotermitidae.